Oryzias melastigma (Indian medaka) is the source of this 2011-nucleotide messenger RNA. RefSeq names its product radical S-adenosyl methionine domain containing 1 (gene rsad1). Gene Ontology annotation, molecular function: 4 iron, 4 sulfur cluster binding; coproporphyrinogen oxidase activity. The transcript has 9 exons. Gene Ontology annotation, cellular component: cytoplasm. The coding region runs from base 183 to 1514 and encodes 443 amino acids. The record is from RefSeq and is a predicted model, not a curated record. NCBI's taxonomy places the organism in Eukaryota, Metazoa, Chordata, Actinopteri, Beloniformes, Adrianichthyidae. Gene Ontology annotation, biological process: porphyrin-containing compound biosynthetic process.
CGGCUCUUUCCGGCUUUGCUGCCGGACGUCACGCAUGCGUGAUAGGUUUUACACUGCUAUUAGCUUAGUAGUGGUAUUUUACUAAGCUUUCAACCUUUUAGGGUUAAAAAUGAAAAGUAUUCUUUGUAAUUUUUUUGAAUUGAAGAAAUUUAUUUUAGUUUUGUUUACAAUUGAACCCUAGAAUGAUCAGAAGUACGUGUUUUCCGGUCCUCUUUCGCGUCCUCCGCCGCUUCUUCAGUGAAGUCCGGACAGAUGUUCGUGAAUGUGCCUCUAAACCUGACCUCACACAGGAGGCCUCUCUAUACGUUCAUUGGCCUUAUUGUCUCAGAAGAUGCUCCUACUGUAAUUUUAAUAAGUAUAUUCCCAAAGAAAACAAGGACAACAUCAUGACUGAGUGUCUUCAGAGGGAAACUGAGACGCUGCUGCAGCUCAGUCAAGUUUCCUGCAUCACCUCAGUGUUUUUUGGCGGUGGAACUCCAAGCCUGGCUGAUCCGUCCACCAUAUCUGCAGUCCUCGAGACGGUUUCCAAGCAGGCGAGCCUCUCGGAUCAGGCUGAAGUUACACUUGAGGUCAACCCGACUCCUGCAGGGAAGAUGAAGUUAGAAGAGUUUCACCUGGCAGGGGCGAACCGUUUUUCCAUUGGGGUGCAGUCUUUACGAGACAAGGACUUGAGAAGUCUGGGAAGAGACCACAGUUCACAUGAAGCUUUGCAAACUAUAGAAGAGGCCAGGAGGCUGUGUCCUGGUAGGGUGUCAGUGGACGUUAUGUUCGGACUACCCAAACAGACCGCUGAAUCCUGGGAAAAACAGCUGUCGGAGCUCCUUACUGUGUGCGAUGACCACGUGUCUCUGUAUCAACUGACCCUUGAGAGGGGCACACAGCUUUUUAAACAAGUGCAAAGUGGAGGAGUGAGCAUGCCUGCAGAGGAAGUGACCGCAGAGAUGUACCAACACGCCAGAGAGACUCUUCACCAGCACGGCUUUGUUCAGUAUGAGGUGUCCAAUUUUGCCAGAAAUAACUCGGAGAGCCGCCACAACUUGAGCUACUGGAGAGGAAAGCAGUACAUUGGCGUCGGUCCAGGAGCUCACGGGCGGUUCGUUCCUCUCGGGGAGGGGGUGGUUGCCCGCGAGGCCCGCACUCAGACUCUGGAGCCUGACGUCUGGAUCCGUGAAGUCCAGCAGAUGGGACACGGCACACGGAGGCGGAUCCAGCUGGGCCGUCUUGACCUGUUGGAGGAGGUGUUAGUGAUGGGAAUGAGAAUGACUGACGGCAUUAGUCACAAGCACUGGGAGUUGUUUUGCCCUCAAAUGAACCUUCAUGAAGUUUUUGGGGAAUCUAUGCGAGUCCAGGAGCUGCUGCUGGGCGGACAGCUCAUUCUGGAUGACAGGGGUCUGCGCUGCUCGUGGAAUGGACUGGGAUUACUGGACAGUAUUCUUCCAACUCUCCUGGCAGAGCUGCAAGGACACAGAUGCCGACAGUUAAAGAAGUACCCAGACCUCCAAUGGAGGUUAUAGGGAAAUAAAAAAUCAUUUUGGUUCUGUCUUUAUUGAUAAGACGACAUGUGAGAAGAGAAAAAAGCUCAAUACAAUUGUAGCUGACACAGAAGCAGAUAUUAGUGUGGAAAUGUCUGCUCUCCUAAAGCAUUUUUAUAAUAAAUAUAUUUGUAACAAUCCUGAUUGAUUGUAUUAUUAUUUUUUAACUCCAAACUCCCAUACGUAAAAAUAAUAUGUCCUAUUUUAGUGUUGAAAAGUACAGACUUUUAGCGGUUUUGUCCUAGUUUUGUUACAGUCAGACUCAUUCAAUUAUUAUUAUUUUAAAACUUCUGAUGCAUUCUGGUCAGAUGAUUUGUCAAUAUAUAUUAAAUAAUUUUAUUAAAUUACAUUUAAACUAAGUGAUAUAACGUUCUCCAUAAUUCGACUGGACAUGAUUACUCUGUUCUGAAUGUCAAAGGUAUCGAAACACAAUAAAAGUUUAAAAAUUCAACUUAAAUAUUGUAAAAAAAAAAAAAAAA